Messenger RNA from Sorghum bicolor (sorghum), 1826 nucleotides. RefSeq names its product cyclin-L1-1. Gene Ontology annotation, cellular component: nucleus. Gene Ontology annotation, biological process: regulation of transcription by RNA polymerase II. Bases 175 to 1431 code for a protein of 418 amino acids. The record is from RefSeq and is a predicted model, not a curated record. Gene Ontology annotation, molecular function: cyclin-dependent protein serine/threonine kinase regulator activity. The transcript has 8 exons. Lineage: Eukaryota; Viridiplantae; Streptophyta; Magnoliopsida; Poales; Poaceae.
CGUGCCCCUCCCCAUCGCACCAGCUACCUCCCUGCGGCUGCUUUGCAUCGCCUCGCCUCGCCUCGCUGGCCGUUAGGGCAAGGCGGCAGGGCCGCGGGCGGUGAGGCGGGGCGGGGGCCUACGGUGGGGGCGGCGAGCGGCAGGCGGCAGGCGGCGAGGCCGCCCUAGUAAAGGAUGAUAUACACGGCGAUCGACACGUUCUACCUGACGGACGAGCAGCUGCGCGACUCGCCGUCGCGGAAGGAUGGGAUCGACGAGGCCACCGAGACCGCGCUCCGCGUCUACGGCUGCGACCUCAUCCAGGAGAGCGGCAUCCUCCUCAAGCUACCACAAGCGGUGAUGGCCACGGCACAAGUACUGUUCCAUCGCUUUUACUGCAAGAAAUCAUUUGUUCGAUUCAGUGCAAAGAGAGUUGCUGCUAGCUGUGUUUGGCUGGCAGGGAAGUUGGAGGAGAGUCCCAGGAGAUCAAAGCAUAUUAUAUUUGUCUUCCACAGAAUGGAAUGUAGGAGAGAAAACUUGCCUAUCGAAUUCUUAGAUGUUUUUUCAAAGAAAUAUUCAGAACUGAGGCAUGACCUGAUACGGACAGAACGACAUCUGUUGAAGGAGAUGGGGUUUAUUUGCCAUGUCGAGCACCCCCAUAAGUUCAUAUCAAACUACCUUGCAACACUUGAAGCCCCUCCUGAGCUUACUCAAGAGGCAUGGAACCUUGCCAAUGAUAGCUUAAGGACAACUCUGUGUGUGCGAUUUAAGAGUGAAGUAGUAGCAUGUGGAGUUGUGUAUGCUGCAGCUAGGAGACACCGUGUACCCCUUCCUGAAGAUCCUCCGUGGUGGACUGUCUUUGAUGCUGAUGAAGCAGGAAUUCAGGAAGUUUGCAAGGUUCUUGCUCACCUCUACAGCCUGCCCAAGGCUCAAUACAUUCCAGUGUAUAAAGACAAUGAUUCCUUUACUGUUAGGAGAAUCUCUGAUCCACAGGCUUCAAAGGAAAGUCCAGCAAGUGCUGUUGCUAGCGAUAAGGGUACCCCCAUACCCUCAAGUUCUAGCCAGGAGAAGGAUUCAGUGACUAAGACUAUACUAAACAAGGUGAAGGAAAAAAGUGAUGACGAAGGUAAACCAUUACCCGCUGAACUUGAUGGAAAAGAAAACUUGGUGGUGAACUCGAAAAAUGAGAAGUCUGAUUCUGGUGUUGACCGGAGUCGGGAAAGAGAAAGAGAGAGAUCAAGAGGGCGGGAACGUGAUGCCAGGGGUAGGGAUUCGGAUCGUGAUAGCAGGGGUCGUGACUCUGAUCGCGAGAGGGACCGGAGACGUCGCUCUAGGGAAAGAAGUUCAGGACACUCAGACAAGGAGAAAUCAAGGCGACAUUCAUCACGAGACCGGGUUGACUACUACAGUUCGCAUUCAUCUCGUGAAAAAGAUCGGCACAGGCACCAUUGAUCAAGGUGAGGAGGAUCCCGAUCUGCAGGGCAUCGCUGCAUGGAGACCACCACUUGGCAGUGCCGACCCAAUCAUGAAAACUUGUGGAUUACCAUCAUCCCAUUGGUGGUUGCAUUGGCUUCAUUGUUUAUGCACCUUGGAUUUUGUAACUUGCAAGAUAAGCGAGCUGUGAAAAACUUGGAUUUGUAGAAACUUAAACGAAGGAUAUAUAUAUAAGAUAAAAUUGGCGCAGGUGCACACUGAACUGCCAUUUCCAGCAGAGCUUGUGGAAUGUUAUAAAAAAACAGAGCAUGUGGAAUGUUUGUGCCGUCAUGGUAAACGUUUGUGUGGAUUUGGCCAUGGUACAUCCACAUAACUUAUUGAGGUUGGCGAACAAACUGUUAAACUUGUUCUCA